GUGUACGAUGGUUGUCAAAGUUGGGAGAUAGCUUUUAUUAUCCAAGCCUAUUGCUCCACGGACCUUGUUAAUGAGUUUGGUCCAACACUUAAAAAAGCCUAUGGGUUCUUGAAAAGUUCACAGGUUCUUGAUAACCACCCCGAUGGUGAAGCUUAUUACCGCCAUAGAUCGAAAGGUUCAUGGACACUUUCAACAGCAGAUAAUGGUUGGUCUGUAUCAGAUUGCACUGCAGAAGCACUUAAGGCAUUAUUGCUAUUGUCAAAUAUCUCUCCUAAUCUUGUGGGGGAUCCCAUAGAAGAAGAAAGGUUGUAUGAUGCAGUGGAUUGCUUACUUUCUUUCAAGCUCUUGUGUUCUCAUGCCAUAGGAGAUGAUGGUGUGGCAAUGAAUAUAGUACAACAGUGUGUCGUUGGGUCA
This is a messenger RNA of Triticum dicoccoides, 414 nucleotides long. Its product is annotated as achilleol B synthase-like. The transcript has 4 exons. The annotation marks the transcript as partial. NCBI's taxonomy places the organism in Eukaryota, Viridiplantae, Streptophyta, Magnoliopsida, Poales, Poaceae. The record is from RefSeq and is a predicted model, not a curated record. Gene Ontology annotation, biological process: triterpenoid biosynthetic process. Gene Ontology annotation, molecular function: intramolecular transferase activity. Gene Ontology annotation, cellular component: lipid droplet.